This is a messenger RNA of Chara braunii, 3678 nucleotides long. The record is from the annotation of a GenBank genome assembly. NCBI's taxonomy places the organism in Eukaryota, Viridiplantae, Streptophyta, Charophyceae, Charales, Characeae.
UGCGGUUGCUGGACAAGUUCGCCGACAUCUUCGAGUCACCUACCGGUGUGGUGCCGGAUCGGCCGAUCUCUCACGAGAUCAUUCUUGAGGCCGGCGCCGUGCCGCCGAAAGGUUGCAUCUAUCAGAUGAGCGAGGAGGAGCUUGAGGUCCUCUGCGCACAACUCGACGACGUGUUGGCCAAGGGCUGGAUCCGCCCUUGUAGCUCCCCAUAUGGAGCACCUGUUCUCUUCGUCCGGAAGAAGAACAAGGAUCUACGAUUGUGUAUCGACUACCACAAGCUCAACGCACAAACCGUCAAGAAUGCGGGGCCUCUUCCUUGCAUCGACGAUCUUCUUGAGCGAUUGGGCGGCACAAAGAAUUUUUCUAAGUUGGAUUUGAAAUCGGGAUAUCAUCAAAUCUCGAUCCUGUCGAAUGAUCGCUACAAAUCUGCGUUCAAGACGCGGUACGGGCAUUUUGAGUGGGUGGUCAUGCCUUUUGGCCUCACCAACACCCCGACGACCUUUCAAGCAGCAAUGACCGAUGAGUUCCAUGCAAUGUUGGACCAGUUCGUGCUCGUCUACUUAGACGAUAUUCUCGUCUAUAGCCAGACAUUGGAGGAUCAUCUUGGGCAUCUUCGACGAGUGUUGGAGACGCUCUGCCGCGCCAAGUACAAGGCCAACCACGACAAGUGCGAAUUUGUCCGGCAAGAGUUGGAAUACUUGGGCCAUUUUAUCACACCGGAGGGCAUCAGUCCGCUAUCGGACAAGAUUCAAGCCACCCAAGAGUGGCCGGAGCCUCGGAACGUCACGGAUGUCCGUUCGUUCCUUGGCCUCGCCGGCUACUAUCAGCGUUUCAUCAAAGGCUACUCGAAGAUUUCGGCCCACUUGACCAAGCUUCGAUGCGAGGAUCGGCCGUUUGACUUCGAAAAGGAAGCGUGGGAAUCACUCUUGGCUCUCAAAGCCACUCUAUUAUCUGCGGAGGUCUUGCGCAUAUACGACCCGCUUUUGCCUACGUGCGUCACAACGGAUGCAUCCGGCUAUGGCAUUGGUGCCGUCCUCGAGCAACACGAUGGCGUGGACUGGCACCCGGAAGCAGCUGAGCUAGAGGCUGCAACAGAUACCUCCAGAAGGGAGUACCUGUUGGAGCAGCUAAACAAGGUCCUAACAGAUGACCGCUGCUCCCAGGUGAAUAAGAACCUGGCGGAGUGGGCUCUUCUGGAGCACAAGGCCACCAACUCUUACUUCACUAACUGGGAUGACCGCAUCGGCCGCUUGGAGCGCAGGGUGGAUGACCUGGCACCUCAACAGUCCAAGAUUCUGAAAGCAAUUCAGGAUCUGACUGCUCAGCUGUCAACAGCCAAACUGAUUGCUCCUCAGUCUCCUGCCUCCCCAUUGAAACUCAAACCUUCUCCUUCUCCUCCUUCAACACCCCCUAGUUCAUGUCAUUCUUCCCUUUCACCACCUCCUUCCCAAAAGGCCACAGCCAAACCCACCUAUGCGUCUGUUGCUGCAGGGGAUCAAAGAGGUCCCAAGAUCCCUGCCCCCAACAAAUUCAGAGGGGAUGACCCCAAGACUGAUGUUGGGGACUGGGCUGCUGGGACCAAAGCCUACUUGAGGGGCUUUGUCUGUGCAGAGCAGACCAAGGUGGCCACGAUUCUGGGACUGCUGGAGGGACCCGCUCUGAAGUGGGCCACUUCAACUUCCAGCAGUCAGCAGCAGUCUAUGGAGGACUGGGUUUUUGGGCUGGGGGUGGACAAACUUCUGCAAGCCCUAGAGGACCACUUUGUAGACAAGGAGCGAGCCCGCAAAGCUGCUGGCAAGAUUGCUCGCUUGGGGCAGCAACGUUACAGUGGUACCCUGCAAUCCUUGUUUGCAGAGUUCGAGCAGCUCACCUCUACCCCUGGGUUGGUCAUGUCCACUUAUGAUUUGCUGACCAACUUCUGCAGGGCAGCGCCUGAGAAGUUUGAUGUUGCACUGUACAACGCAGGGCACAAGGACUGGAGAUCCUUUGGCCGUGCAGUCCCGGACAUGGAGGCAAACCUUCAUGUCCAGGCCCCCUCCUCUAAUAGGAGGAAAGGUGCCUUCCCUCGUGGUGGUAGAAAGGGAAAGGCAUCCUUUGCGCAUGCAGGGUCUGCAUCAGCUUCUGAUUCAGACUCCCAAUCUGAUACACCAUCAGCUGGGACUGGAUCAGCUGCUGAGACAGAUGUUGCAGCGGCCCUGACUCAGGCUGUUCUGGGAGUUCUGCAACAGCAGAAAAGAUUUUCCCCCACCACAGCCUCAGCUAGUGCAAAGGCGAAGGACCAGGGACGUCGGCCUUCCUCCUCCCAGCGCCCUAAUCUGCCCAGAGACGAGCCCUUUGGACUACCCAACCGGCCAACCAAGCAUCACAUCGAGCUACUACCUGGAGCAGUCCCUCCUAAGGGACGAGUCUACAGGAUGUCCCUUGCUGAGCUCGAGGAGCUCAGAAAGCAGCUUGAGACCCUUACCAGCAAAGGUUGGAUCAGACCCAACACUUCUGAAUUUGACGCACCGGUUCUCUUUGUGCCCAAAGGGAACGGCGAGUUCAGAAUGUGCAUUGACUAUAGGGGUCUCAACAAGAUCACUAGGAAGAGUACAAAGCCACUUCCUAGGAUCGAUGACAUUUUGGAUAUGGUGCAGGGCUGCACAGUGUUCAACAAAGUCGAUCUCAAAUCUGGGUACCACCAGAUUGAGAUGGCAGAGGAGGAUGUCUACACGACAGCCUUCAAGACCAGUCGUUACGUGACAGCCAGUAUAAGAUUAACAGAGAAGUCCUCUUUUGGAGUUCCCUCUGUAAUCUAUCUGGACCAUGUAAUCUCUGGAGAUGGCCUGGCUCCUGAAGCAGCCAAGAUAGCUGCUAUUCAGGAGUGGCCACAGCCACAGACAGUGAGGGAUGUUAAGUCCUUCAUGGGUUUAGCCUCAUACUAUAGAAAGUUUGACAGGAACAAUUCUGCAGUGGCUGCACCCCUCACCAACCUAACAAAGAAAGACACUCCAUUUCUUUGGUCCCUUCCCUGUCAGUUGGCCUUCACACGACUAAAGAAGGCCUUGACUCGUGCACCUGUGCUGAAGUUGUCUAACCCCACUCUGCCAUUCAUCCUGACCACUGACGCCAGUCAGUAUGGCAUUGGGGCAGUUCUUCAGCAGGAUGAUGGGAAUGGUCUACGACAUGUAGAGUUCAUGAGUAAGAAGAUCAAGACUCAAAAGCUUCAGGAUUCUACCUACGAGAAAGAGUUGUACGCUCUUGUCUGUGCCCUGAAACAUUGGAAGCACUUUCUCCUGGGAAGACACUUUAAGAUCUUCUCAGAUCACUCCACCUUACAGUGGAUGAAGUCCCAGGGAGAGUUGAAUGAUAAACUGGCACGCUACAUUCAGUUCAUAGACAUGUUUGACUUUGAACUGAAACACAAGAAGGGCUGCUACAACAAAGUAGCAGAUGCCCUCUCUCGUAGGCCUGACUCUUUUGCAUUGAUCUCCUCCGCUCACUCCUUUGGAGAGGAGACCUGUCAGACCAUUGCUCGUCUUCUGCCUCAGGACCCAACUUUUGGGCCCAUAGUGAGGAAUCUACAAGCGGAUCCCAAUGUUGAACCCGGCUAUGCCCUGAGUUCAGACUUGCUGUACACCUACAACUGAGGUGAGGAACGCUUGUGCAUUCCCCAGGGUCCGCGGCUCAAGACACUAC